Messenger RNA from Lactuca virosa, 366 nucleotides. The record is from the annotation of a GenBank genome assembly. NCBI's taxonomy places the organism in Eukaryota, Viridiplantae, Streptophyta, Magnoliopsida, Asterales, Asteraceae.
AUGGUACCUGGAGAUAAAAAUGAAAUACGGUAUGAACGAAUUGCUUGGUUAAAAAUUCUUGGAUUACCACUUAAUCUUUUGGACAAAUCAAACUUUUCUGCAAUGGGGAGAUUCGGUAGAGUCAUAAAUCCUUUUGAUGGCAUCCGAAAUUGUAGAGACUACUCAAUGGGUAAAGUGGGUGUCCUCACGUCCAAGAUGACUUGGAUUAACGAGGAAAUCACGAUCAUCGCUGGAGGUGAGACCAUAACAGUGGGGGUUGUUGAAUACACUGAUGACUGGUCUCCCUUCAAACCGUUGCCUUUUGACAAAGUAGAGGAAGAGAGUGUUGAUGAAGAUGAAAAGGAUGAAGCAAUUUCUGAAACUUGA